GCCCGCGCCUGCCCGACCCGGGCGAAGUACCGGCGAAGCGGGAGGACCGGCCGGGCCACCGAGGCGUGGGAGCGCGCAGAGCCCCGCCCGCCACCUCUGAUUGGCCUCGCGGCCGGACGCUGCCCUUCCCGCCGCUCUCAUUGGCCUAAGCGGAGCUACAGGUGGCGAGUCGUCCCGCCUCUGAGCUCUCCUUAGUGGGUGAGGGGUGUGGCGCUCCUUGUCUCCGAGCUCUCAUUGGUCCAAAUCUCCUUUGAAGGCGGGGCCGCGUCAGGGCGAAGACAACAAAGGGCGGCGGGCUGCGGGCGGCGGGGGUGGCCGUGUCGGUGUCGGUGGCGUCGGCGUCUCCAGUGCUCUUCUUAGCCGAGGCGUCCGGGCCUCCCGCCAGCCCCCCUCCAGAUGAAGUGUGAGCACUGCACGCGGAAGGAAUGUAGUAAGAAGACAAAAACCGAUGACCAAGAGAAUGUGACAGGGGAUGCUCCAAGUCCAGCCCAGGAGAAUGAAGAGAAGGGAGAAUUCCAUAAGUUGGCUGAUGCCAAGAUAUAUUUGAGUGACUGUCUGGCAUGUGACAACUGCAUCACUCCUGAGGAAGGAGUCCAGCUUUCCCAGCAAAAUGCCAAGGACUUCUUCCGUGUUCUGCACCUUAAUAAGAAAUGCGAUGCCUCAAAGCACAGAGUACUGGUCGUGUCUGUGUGUCCUCAGUCUCUACCUUAUUUUGCUGCUAAAUUCAACCUCAGUGUCACUGAUGCAUCCAGAAGGCUCUGUGGCUUCCUCAAAAGUCUUGGGGUACACUAUGUAUUUGACACAGCGAUAGCUGCAGAUUUCAGCAUCUUGGAGAGUCAGAAGGAAUUUGUGCGUCGCUACCAUCAGCACAGCAAGGAGCGGCAAGCACUGCCCAUGCUGACCUCUGCCUGUCCUGGCUGGGUCCGAUAUGCUGAGCGGGUGCUUGGCCACCCUGUCACCCCACACCUGUGCACUGCCAAGUCUCCCCAGCAGGUCAUGGGCUCCCUGGUGAAGGAUUAUUUUGCCAGACAGAAGAACCUGCCUCCAGAGAAGAUUUUCCACGUCAUUGUGGCCCCUUGCUACGACAAGAAGCUGGAGGCUCUUCGGGAGGGUUUCUCCACAGCUUUGCACAAUACCCGGGGUACUGACUGUGUGCUGACAUCAGGUGAAGUUGCUCAGAUAAUGGAGCAAAGUGGCCUCUCAGUGAAGGAUGCUUCAGUGGACACUCUGUUUGGUGAUAUGAAGGAGGCCGUGGUACGGCGCCAUGAUGGAGCAGGCUCAGAUGGGCAUCUGGCCCAUGUCUUCAGACAUGCUGCCAAGGAGCUGUUUGGCGAGCACGUGGAAGAGAUCACCUACCGUGCACUGAGAAACAAAGACUUCCAUGAGGUCACCCUGGAGAAGAACGGUGAGGUCGUACUGCGCUUUGCUGCGGCGUACGGAUUCCGGAACAUCCAGAACAUCAUCCUGAAGCUCAAGAAGGACAAGUUCCCGUACCACUUUGUGGAAGUCCUCGCGUGCCCCAGAGGAUGUCUAAAUGGCAGGGGCCAAGCACAGACUGAGAACGGACACGCAGACAAGGCCCUGCUUCAGCAGAUGGAGGGAAUCUACUCUGCCAUCCCCGUGUGGGCUCCUGAGAGCAGUGCACACGUGCAGGAGUUGUACCGGGAGUGGCUGGAGGGCACUGACUCUCCCCGAGUACAGGAGGUGCUGCACACCACCCACCAGAGCCCGGAGCCCUGCCCUGACACGCUGGACAUGAAGUGGUGACUGCAAGGAUGGCAAGGCCCACUCUGAGUGUGGAAAUACUCGAAACACCAAGUGUUUAGAGUUCUCUGCCUCCCUGACAGUUUCACGUGGUGCUAUCUUUGUAGUGCGUGUGUGGGAGUCGUGUUUGCACUGGUACUGGGAAGUGCUUCCUUUGUCUACCCUUUCAUCCUACAAUUGUGAGAAAAUUUCCAAAGAGUGAACACAGAGACAUAUCAUUGUCUUUUAGGUUUAAAAAGGCCCCAAAAAGUGUCCUGGAAGAGCUGCAUCCUAGUUGAGGCUCCAGUGCCUCAGAUCAUUACUAGAAAAGCAGAGGGCACAGCAGGACCAGACUGCUGCCCUGUGGACACCUGCUGGCCCUAGGGUUGUUGGGCAGGUAUACAGACCCAGGUUUCUUGCUUGGUUUGGCUCUUGAACCUCAGCCACCAAGCACAGCAGGCCCUACCAUCCUGGGACCUUGCUUGGCUGGCAUGUGGCCAUGUGGGCAAUGGAGACUGAUCUGUGCAUUCGAGAGGCCAAUGAGGGGGCAGACAUCAUAGAGUGGAGCACUUGCCUAACACAGAGGCCAUGGCUCAACACCCAUCAUGCAAAAGAAACACUGGAGAAUUGAGAGGGCCACCUUCUGGGUCAUGGGGUGGUGAGGAAGGGUGGUGAAGGGAGACAGGAGACAGUUUUCUUGUCCCAGGCAUCCUGCCCCGCACACAGGAUUAUUUCUCCUAAGUGAGCCUGUUUCACCCCUUGGCUCCACAAAGUGCCCUGUGUGCUUUGUGACCGUACUCACCCAGCCCAGCUGCAGUGCUGUUGUCGGCUUGCCUUAGGAAGCAGUAGCAUACUGGCCACACAAAGUGCCCAGCCACACAGUCCCCAGAACCUGUGGUACACAGGGCUCAGGUCGGGGGGGACUGCAGGCCCAGGGUGGUUUCAUAAAGCACUUGAACUUUGACCAUAUGCACUAUGACGUCUAUCCUUCAGUGUUGUGAGCUUGGCAAUGUGGUCACCUUUAUCUUCUUCUGUGUUGCGUUGUACCUGUGAACCUGUCUAGGUAUACAACUGCUUAUAUGAUGUUAAACUGUAUAUAUGUAAUUGUUAUUUUGUUUCAGUCUAUACAGUUGAGUGUCCGUCCAUUCCACAGUAACUGAUUGGGAAUAAACAGUGGAAGGUCUCAGUUCUCCUUGC
This is a messenger RNA of Perognathus longimembris pacificus (Pacific pocket mouse), 2940 nucleotides long. RefSeq names its product nuclear prelamin A recognition factor (gene Narf). The transcript is spliced from 11 exons. Bases 397 to 1767 code for a protein of 456 amino acids. The record is from RefSeq and is a predicted model, not a curated record. Gene Ontology annotation, molecular function: lamin binding. Lineage: Eukaryota; Metazoa; Chordata; Mammalia; Rodentia; Heteromyidae. Gene Ontology annotation, cellular component: lamin filament.